This is a messenger RNA of Lathyrus oleraceus (garden pea), 5195 nucleotides long. RefSeq names its product disease resistance protein Roq1. NCBI's taxonomy places the organism in Eukaryota, Viridiplantae, Streptophyta, Magnoliopsida, Fabales, Fabaceae. The record is from RefSeq and is a predicted model, not a curated record. The coding region runs from base 77 to 4111 and encodes 1344 amino acids. Gene Ontology annotation, biological process: signal transduction; defense response. The transcript has 6 exons. Gene Ontology annotation, molecular function: ADP binding.
AUAGUAUAGUUGAAUAAAAAAUGGAAUAGUAUUUGAGUGUUUAAAUAUAAGAUAUUUCCCAUAGUCUUCCGUUGACAUGGCUUCAUUUACCUACGACGUUUUCCUUAGUUUCAGAGGCGACGAUACUCGCUAUGGUUUCACCGGCCAUCUCCGCAAAGCUCUUGAUGACAAAGGAGUUCGAACCUUCAUGGAUGACGAUGGCCUUCAAAAAGGGGAUGAAAUCACACCAUCGCUUCUCAAAGCAAUUGAACACUCCAAAAUCGCCAUCGUUGUCCUUUCUAAGAACUACGCUUCUUCAUCCUUUUGCUUACAAGAACUCUCUAAGAUCCUUGAUUCAAUCAACGGUAAGGAUCGUUCUAUUUUGCCGGUUUUCUAUAAGGUAGAUCCUUCUGAUGUACGGAAGUUGAAAAGAAGUUAUGGAGAAGCCAUGGAUAAACAUGACGAAGACGAGGCUAGCUCAUCCACUCAUAAUAAAUGGAAGAUGUCUUUGCAUCAAGUUGCUAAUUUGUCUGGAUUUCAUUACAAGAAAGGGGAUGGGUACGAGCAUGAGUUUAUUGCAAAGAUUGUUGAACAAGUCUUAAGAAAGAUAAAACCUGAAGCUUUACCUGUUGAUGAUUACCUAGUUGGACUGGAGCCUCAAAAACAACAUCUACUGUCCCUUUUGAAUGUUGGGUGUGAUAAUGGAGUUCGCAUGGUAGGGAUUCAUGGAAUUGGUGGAAUAGGGAAAACAACUCUUGCUCUAGCCGUUUAUAAUUCGAUUGCCCAUCAAUUUGAAGGGUCGUGCUUUCUAGAAAAUGUUAGAGAAAAUUCUGAGAAACAUGGGUUGCCAUAUCUUCAAAUGAUCUUUCUUUCUAAAGUAGCUGGAGAGAAAAUCGAGUUAACCGGUGUUCUACAAGGAAUUUCAAUAAUACAACAAAGGCUUCGACAAAAGAAGUUACUUUUGAUUAUAGACGAUGUUAAUGAGCCAGAGCAAUUACAAGCUAUUGCUGGAAGGCACGAAUGGUUUGCUCCUACAACUCGAAUCAUCAUCACAGCCCGGGACAAAAGAUUGCUUACAAAUCAUGGAGUUGAAAGCACAUAUGAGGUGAAGGAGUUGAACUACGAUGACUCUUUUAAAUUAUUACUUAAAGGAAAAACUUUUAAGUCAGACAAAAUAAUUCAAGGUUAUUGGUGUGUUUUAGAACGGGUCAUAAAUUAUGCUUCUGGGAUUCCAUUGGCUUUGGAAGUAAUAUCUUCUCAGUUAUUUAAUAAAACAAUAGAACAAUGUAAUUUUGCUUUAGAUAGUUAUGAUAGGAGGGUUCCUAACAAAAAGAUUCAAAUGAUACUACAAAUGAGCUUUGAUACUCUGAAUGAAGAAGAAAAGAGUGUUUUUCUUGAUAUUGCUUGUUGCUUCAAAGGAUGUAAAUUGGCAAAGGUUGAAAAAAUACUUCAUGCUCAUUAUGGUGAAAGCAAGAAAGAACACAUCAAUGUGCUACUUGAAAAGUCUCUCAUAAAGAUAAGUGAGUCUGGUAAAAUUACAUUACAUGAUAUAAUAGAGGACAUGGGGAAAGAAAUUGUAAGACAAGAGUCACCCAAAAAGCCUGGAAAACGCACUAGGUUAUGGCUCCCAAGAGACAUAUUUCAUGUUUUAGAAGGAAAUUCGGGAACUAGUUCAACUGAAAUCAUAUAUUUGGAUUGUUCAAAUAAAGUAAAAUGGGAUGGAGAAGCUUUCAAGAAGAUGAAAAAUCUCAAAACACUAAUUAUUAGGCGUGCUACUUUUUCUAAAAGUCCCAACUAUCUUCCAAAUACUCUAAGAGUGCUGGAAUGGUGUGAGUAUCCUUCAUCAUAUUUACCAUGUGGUUUUUAUCCGAAGAAACUUGUUAUAUGCAAUUUUGGCUCUUGCUUUACAUCAAAUCCAUUUGAGUGGGACAAUUUUCUCAAGAAGAAGUUCCAGAAUAUGAGAGUUUUAAACUUUGAUCAUUGUGAACUUUUAACAAAAAUACCUGACCUAUCUAGUCUCCCAAAUUUAGAUGAAUUUUCAUUUCAAAAUUGUGGUAAUCUAAUUGCAAUUGAUAAAUCGAUUGGUUUUUUGUACAAACUCAAAAUCUUGAGAAUUAUGCAUUGCAAUGAAAUCCAGAGUGUUCCACCUCUCAAUUGGGCUUCACUAGUAGAACUCAAUCUUUCACAUUGUGAUAGUCUAGAAAGUUUUCCUUGUGCCGUGGAUGGAUUUGUUGGCGAACUUCAAAUCUUGAGGGUUAUAAGUUGCAGCAAAAUCAGAACUAUUCCACCUCUCAUGCUGGCUUAUCUAGAAGAACUAGAUUUUUCAAAUUGUACCAGCCUAGAGAGUUUUCCACUUGUCGUAGAUGGGUUGCUCGUCAAUCUCAAGACCUUGAGAGCUAUGAAUUGCAUCAAGCUUAGGAGCAUUCCAACUCUCAAGUUGGCUUCUCUAGAAGAAAUUGAUCUUUCACGAUGUUCAUGUCUUGAGAGUUUUCCACCCGUGGUAGACGGAUUGGUGGAUAAACUUAAAACUAUGAGUGUUAGAAGUUGUGUCAAGCUAAGGAGUAUUCCACCUCUCAAGUUGGAUUCGCUAGAAAAACUUGAUCUUUCAUAUUGUUCUAGUCUUGAGAGUUUUCCACUUGUGGUGGACGGUUUUCUUGGCAAACUUAAAACCCUGCUUGUUCAAAGUUGUGACAGUCUCAGGAGUAUUCCACCUCUCAAGUUAAAUUCCUUAGAAGAGCUUGACCUUUCGCAUUGUUAUAAUCUCGAGAGCUUUCCAAUUGUGGUGGAUGGAUUGUUGGAUAAACUUAAAACUAUGAGUGUUAGAAGUUGUGUCAAGCUAAGGAGUAUUCCACCUCUCAAGUUGGAUUCGCUAGAAAAACUUGAUCUUUCACAUUGUUCUAGUCUUGAGAGUUUUCCACUUGUGGUGGACGGUUUUCUUGGCAAACUUAAAACCCUGCUUGUUCAAAGUUGUGACAGUCUCAGGAAUAUUCCACCUCUCAAGUUAAAUUCCUUAGAAGAGCUUGACCUUUCGCAUUGUUAUAAUCUCGAGAGCUUUCCAAUUGUGGUGGAUGGAUUGUUGGAUAAACUUGAAAUCUUGAGUAUUGAUUAUUGCAUCAUGCUUAGGAGUAUCCCGCCGUUGAGGUUGACUUCAUUGGUAAAAUUCAAUCUUUCAUAUUGUCUAAGUCUAGAGUGUUUUCCAGAAAUAUUAGGAGAGAUGAGAAAUAUACCAAAACUUUACUUGGAUAGUACUCCCAUAAAAAAAUUGCCAUUUCCAUUUCAAAAUUUUACUCUUCCCCCAACAUCGUAUCCAUGUAACUGUGGAAUUGUUAAUUUACCAAAUAGAGUUGCUGCAAUGUCAAUGUUGGCCAAAUUUACCAUCAAGGCUGAAAAAAAAGUGAGCCCGGUGCAAUCUUCACAGGUACAACAUAUUUGUCUCACGAAAUGCAAACUUUCAGAUGAAUAUUUGUCAAUAGGUCUCAUGUUGUUUGCUAAUGUGAAAGAAUUACAUUUAACUGAAUGCCAAGUCACAGUACUUCCUAAGUCUAUUGAAAAAUGUCACUUUUUAUGGAGGCUUGUCUUGGAUGAUUGUGAGGAACUUGAGGAAAUUAAAGGGAUUCCACCGGGCUUAAAAGAGUUAUCUGCAUUAAACUGCAAAUCGUUGACUUCGUCGUGUAAAAGCAAACUAUUAAGUCAGGAAUUGCAUGUCUAUGGAAACACUCGGUUCUGUCUGCCACGAGCAAAGAUUCCAGAGUGGUUCGACCACCAAUGGUUGGCAGGAUUGUCAACUUUUUUCUGGUUUCGUAAUAAGUUUCCGUCCAUAGUUCUCGGUGUUGUUUCUCCAUUGACAUGGGUAGAUGAUUUUCGACAUCGUGUAAGAGUGACCAUCAAUGGAAAUACAUUUCUCUAUACACAUGGUUUAAAGAUAUGUACGACACCGGCCAAAAUGUAUACUUUAAAUCUUUUUCAUAUGCAAAUGAAAAACUUCAAUGAUAAUAUGGACAAAGCACUUUUGGAAAAUAAGUGGAACCAUGCAGAGGUUGACUUUGGAUUCCCAUUCAUGAACAGCGGAAUCCAUGUGUUGAAAGAGAAAAGUAGCAUGAAGGAUAUUCGAUUCACCAACCCAGAGGAAUGAUGCUAAUAUCGAGUUCACUUGGAAUCAAAUUGAACUAAAUGUUUGAGUCAAAAAGAAGUCAAGAUGAUGUUAAAGGAAGCAUUUUAUGCUUAUCUUGAUGCAAUUCCAAGUCAAGAGGCCAUGCAAGAUUUCCGAACAGUGUAAGAAUUCAUUUCCAUUGUUGCCACUUUGAUUUUUUAAUCAUGAAACAGUAUAUCAUCAAAACAUGCUUAGAUUAUUACAUCUCCAGUUUAUCUGUAGAGGAUGACAUAUCGGGAGUGUUGUGAACAUUGAUAGUUGAAACUCUUAACAGUCAUAAAACCAUAUUGGAGUUGAAGCAUCGAGUACAAACUACAUUGAAGCAAGAAGUAUAACACUGAUUCCAAAUCAGAUUGAAUGUUUUGGCUUUGAAAAAUGAGCUGCAUCAAAAGUUGCAUUGAUGAAGAUAAGUAAUGAAGUCUACAUCAAAUGACAUGCAUCAAAAGUUAGCAUGAUUAAGAACAAAACAGUUCCUUGAAAAAGAAGAAGAAGAUAUCCUUAUGGAAGAAAAUAGCCCCACAAUAUGUGGGCUGCUCUUUUGUUUUACACAAACAAAAUCCUCCAAUGAGUAAUGCAACUUGAAACAAGAAAUUAAUGGUCCACAUAGAUUCAAUAUGGUAUCAGCUUCAUUCUCUAUUUCUGAAUGUUCAAUCCUCGAUUCUUCAUCUUCAAUAUGAGAUAACUUUAAAUUUUACGCGUGGAAGUGUUGAAUACAAGAAAGUUUAAGUGAGAGUCUAAGACGCUCUGUGAAGAAUCAAAAUACUUCAAAAUAUGCUAAACAUUAAAAAGAAAAGAUUGAAAUUGCUUGAUCGGUAUUUGUUAGUUGUAACUCAUAGUUUUGUAGAAAGCUAGCAUUCAACUGUGUUGAAGUAGUUAGUCGAAGUAGUAGGAGUCAAAUGUACUUGACAUAGUAGAAUACAACAUAUAGUGGUUAUGUCGAAGUGUAACUUAUAGUUUUAUAUUUUGUGUCUCGUAAGUUUUGUGUAUGGGCUUUAGUUCCCUAUAUAAAGGGCAUGAGAUUAUGUAAGCAACAACUUCACUCAAUAAGGAUUCAGCUUUUCACAAA